Harpia harpyja (harpy eagle) is the source of this 1003-nucleotide messenger RNA. It is a transcript of the gene EXOSC7, whose product is annotated as exosome component 7. Gene Ontology annotation, biological process: U5 snRNA 3'-end processing; TRAMP-dependent tRNA surveillance pathway; U1 snRNA 3'-end processing. The record is from RefSeq and is a predicted model, not a curated record. The transcript is spliced from 8 exons. The coding region runs from base 97 to 972 and encodes 291 amino acids. NCBI's taxonomy places the organism in Eukaryota, Metazoa, Chordata, Aves, Accipitriformes, Accipitridae. Gene Ontology annotation, cellular component: nuclear exosome (RNase complex); cytoplasmic exosome (RNase complex).
CCCCGCUGUAGCGGCGGCCGUUGCCAGUAGCGGCGGCGCUAGGGGCGCCGGAAGCGGAAGUGGCGGGAGCGCGGCGUCCGUCUGGCGGUGGGAGGCAUGGCGUCCGUGGUGCUGAGCGAGGCGGAGAAGCUCUACAUCGUACAUGGCAUCCAGGAGGACCUUCGUGUAGAUGGUCGUGGCUGUGAAGAUUACAGAUGUGCAGAAGUAGAAACAGAUGUUGUAUCAAACACAAGUGGAUCUGCAAGAGUAAAGCUGGGACACACUGAUAUCUUGGUAGGUGUAAAAGCUGAAAUGGGGACACCAAAGUUAGAGAAACCAGAUGAAGGUUACCUGGAAUUCUUUGUUGACUGUUCUGCAAAUGCUACUCCUGAAUUUGAAGGCCGGGGAGGAGAAGAACUUGGCACAGAGAUAGCAAGUAUCUUCUACAGAGUAUUUAGCAGUGAGAGCAGUAUAGACUUGAAAUCACUUUGCAUUAAUCCCAGAGAGCACUGCUGGGUUCUCUACGUUGAUGUAUUGUUAUUGGAAUGUGGUGGCAACCUCUUUGAUGCAAUCUCUAUCGCAGUGAAGGCAGCUCUCUUUAACACAAGAAUACCCAAAGUGCGUGUUCUGGAGGAUGAAGAAGGCUCUAAAGAGAUUGAGCUGUCUGAUGACCCUUAUGAUUGUAUUCGACUUAAUGUGGAUGAUGUGCCCUGCAUCGUCACACUAAGCAAAAUUGGAUAUAGGCAUGUGGUGGAUGCUACCCUUCAGGAAGAAGCCUGUUCUUUGGCCAGCCUGCUUAUUUCUGUGACCAGUAAAGGUGCCCUCACUUCAAUGAAGAAAGUGGGGAAGGGUAGCCUGGAUCCUGAGAGUAUUUUUGAAAUGAUGGAGAUGGGAAGAAGAGUAGGCAAGUCAUUGCACAUAGCCCUUCAGAAGAUUUUGGAUGAAGAAGAGAGUUUGGGGACCUCACGGCAGAAAGUUGGAUUUCUAGGAUGAGUUUUUAUUAAAUGUUCAAAACUGUUUUUAA